Messenger RNA from Wasmannia auropunctata (little fire ant), 3067 nucleotides. Its product is annotated as putative adenosylhomocysteinase 2. Gene Ontology annotation, cellular component: cytosol. Gene Ontology annotation, biological process: L-methionine cycle. Bases 40 to 1638 code for a protein of 532 amino acids. The transcript has 11 exons. Lineage: Eukaryota; Metazoa; Arthropoda; Insecta; Hymenoptera; Formicidae. The record is from RefSeq and is a predicted model, not a curated record.
GCCGAUCCGGUCGACGUCGCGCGGACGUGCAUUCGAAAAAUGGCCGACAGCGGGGAUGGUGUGAACAGCACGACGUCCGGGAAAGAGACGAGGGGCAUGAUCGCCGAUGGCCCGGUCACCGAUCCAGCGUCCAGCAUGAAGAGCCUAGAGGCAUCAAAUAAUGCCUUUCACGGCGCGAGAACAAAAUUAGACUCCAAAUCCGGAGCGUUGAAGAAGUCCAGCCGCUACCGGAGCCGCUCCUUGUCAGCCAGCAGCACCGACAGUUACAGUUCCGCCUCUUAUACAGGAAGCUCGUCCGACGAGGAUGACGUGUCGCCGCGCGAGAAGAUCCAGAAGACGGAGAAGGGCUUCACGGAUUUCUGCGUGCGUAACAUCAAUCAGCAAGCAUUCGGCCGCAGGGAGAUCGAGAUCGCCGAACAGGAGAUGCCGGGGAUCAUGGCGUUGCGGAAACGCGCGGCGGACGACAAGCCGUUGAAAAACGCCAAGAUUGUGGGAUGCACUCAUAUCAACGCGCAGACCGCCGUUCUGAUUGAGACGCUGGUGGAGCUCGGCGCGCAAGUGCGAUGGGCGGGGUGCAACAUUUAUUCCACGCAGAACGAGGUGGCCGCGGCGUUGGCGUACGCCGGCUACCCGGUGUUCGCGUGGCGCGGCGAAACCGAGGAGGAUUUCUGGUGGUGCAUCGAUAAGUGCGUGGCGGCCGAGAAUUGGCAGCCUAAUAUGAUACUGGACGACGGCGGUGACGCCACCCACUUGAUGCUCAAGAAAUACAACGCAAUGUUCAAAAUGAUUCAAGGAAUUGUCGAGGAGAGCGUGACAGGUGUACAUAGAUUAUAUCAGUUGUCAAAGGCAGGAAAAUUGUCUGUCCCCGCGAUGAACGUGAAUGACAGUGUGACUAAAACGAAAUUCGAUAAUCUCUACAGCUGCCGCGAGAGUAUCAUUGAUAGUUUGAAAAGAUCCACCGAUAUCAUGUUCGGGGGCAAGCAAGUUGUAAUAUGUGGUUACGGGGAGGUCGGGAAGGGAUGUUGUCAGGCCCUCAAGGGCUUAGGUUGCAUCGUGUAUAUCACCGAGAUCGAUCCCAUAUGCGCUUUGCAGGCCAGCAUGGACGGCUUCAGAGUGAUGAAGCUCAAUGAAGUCAUUCGAAAUGUAGACAUUGUUAUUACAGCGACGGGCAAUAAAAACGUGGUCACGCGCGAGCACAUGGACAAGAUGAAGAACGGAUGCGUCGUGUGCAACAUGGGCCAUAGCAACACGGAGAUAGACGUCAACAGUUUACGCACGCCCGAUUUGACCUGGGAGAAAGUGAGAUCGCAAGUGGACCAUGUUAUCUGGCCGGACGGCAAGCGCAUCGUUUUACUGGCGGAAGGUCGCCUGGUGAAUCUGUCGUGCUCGAGUAUACCAUCCUUCGUGGUGUCGAUUACUGCCGCUACGCAAGCGUUAGCCCUUAUCGAGCUAUUUAACGCGCCACCGGGACGAUACAAGAGCGACGUUUACUUGCUGCCGAAGAAAAUGGAUGAAUACGUCGCGUCACUGCAUUUACCCACGUUUGACGCGCAUCUGACAGAGCUGACGGAUGAACAGGCAAAGUACAUGGGCCUUAAUAAGGCGGGUCCGUUCAAGCCUAACUACUAUCGCUACUAAAAAACCAUUGGACGAGUAAUGUGGCAUUGACUAGCACGUGCAACACUCACUCAGCAUUACACACCCCUUCACAAGUAUUUAAAAAAAAAAAAGAGAAAAAACCAGCCACCCUUCCUUGACUUUGUGCCGAAGCUGGCUUUCUUUUUUCCACUGUCGUUUCUUCCGUAAAAUCGAUAAGAGACUUUUAUUUAUGGUUCAACCUUCGUAGAGAGAUCCGCGCGACGCGAUUCCGCUAUGUGUUAUCGCUAAUCAUCCGCAAGGAAUGCGUUAAUAAUGUCAUAGUGAACACGCUGAUCCAACAGUUACCCAAUAAUCGAUAUUAGAAACCACUACCGGGGGUUGGGCAAAAUGCAUUUGAGAAAGCCGCAAGUUACUUUGAACAACAUAUCAAAGACGUUUUUCGUUCUCUAAUACGUCUCUAAUAUCUCUGUCUAGAUCUGAAACUUACAUAACUGAAACUUACAUCCGAUUAACUCUUGUAACAGUUUCCUUCUCAAGAAUGCGCGAGUGUAGAACCUGCAUUUGUCAAGCUAAACGAAAAAAAAACAAAAGAAAAAAAGAGAGGAAAAGAGGAAAUCUCUCUGAAAAGUUGCCAGAUUGUGCACGCCAGUAAACCCACACAUAAAAAAAAACCGUUGGUUGAAUACUACUGUAGAUAUAAAUACAAGUCAUGUAUAGUUUGCAAGCCGAAGCGAUAAUUGAAAUUGUAUCUGUCCAUUAGUUACUACCUGCAGUAAGUUAGCAUUAUAGUUUGUAAAUGAUGCAAACGGUGUGUUUUAAUAUAGUCUCGAGAGAGAAAGAGAGAGCGAGAGAUAUUUGUAUACGUGUGUUAUCUGUAUAACGGACUUCCGCAGGGUGUAAAAGAGAGACCGACAGAGCGCAUUAAAAAGGUAGCGAGAGCGUUAUUGACUAUUGUUCGGUUCUUCCGGAUGAAAAUUUUGUUUCGCAAUUACGACGUUGCGCCCUUCAAUUUUUCUUUUCUUAACGUCCUGCGCGUGCGUUUUACGCGUAAAUUCGCACACGUAUGCAAAGUUUUGGACGAUUUCUUAGCGCGUGCAGAUGAUGCAUGUUAGUCAAUGAUGUCGUUGUGUCCUUAUAGUAACGAAAAUUGUACGCGCGACGCGUUGCCCGCCGUUGAAUGAUGCAUCAUCCGCGAGUACUUAUACCCCAGCCGUUUUCCGCAAGAAUCUGCGGGAAUCUGCCGCGUUUCGCAGGCGACUAAUGCAAAACUUGUGUACAUAAUUAUUUAAGGAGGGAGGACCCGACAUACACGCGAAUCAAGGCGAUAAGCUCUGUCGUGGAUUACAGCUUGUUAUAAUCUCUGGUUAUCAUUGUUACCCCCGUGCGCGGCACGAGGAACGAUUUUGCGUAUCCGUACGUUUAGGAAAAAAAAAAAAAAAAUAAACGCCUAUCACAUUUAGAGAAUUGA